Messenger RNA from Acanthochromis polyacanthus (spiny chromis), 1346 nucleotides. It is a transcript of the gene haus8, whose product is annotated as HAUS augmin like complex subunit 8. The coding region runs from base 43 to 1149 and encodes 368 amino acids. The transcript has 10 exons. Lineage: Eukaryota; Metazoa; Chordata; Actinopteri; Pomacentridae. Gene Ontology annotation, cellular component: centrosome; cytoplasm; nuclear microtubule. The record is from RefSeq and is a predicted model, not a curated record. Gene Ontology annotation, molecular function: microtubule binding. Gene Ontology annotation, biological process: spindle assembly; centrosome cycle.
GUGUAUAAAGUCGACAUACAGGCGGUUAGCUUCAAAACUAUCAUGGCGUCGAGAAGAAUAACAACGGGGCCGAGUAGUUUUAAAAGUGCCUUCACCGACGCGAAGAGCUCGAAAACUGCCGGCACUGCAAGUAAAGCAAACAACAGUGGAAAUGGAAAGAAAACUGUUAAAUCAAGUGGGACUGUUGUUAAGUCUCGAUAUAUGCAGGCUGCAGCUGAGAAGACAUCUCUUUCAAAGAGUAACUCAUUGACCAAUGAGUCGUUUGCUGCACCACUGAGACCUGCUUCACCAAAACCCAGCGGUGUCAAACCAAAAGUGGGCACUCCACCGAGACGCUCAGUGACCCCACGGACUCUUGCAGCAUCAAUGACGCCACGUGAAACUGAACCUUCACUUCUUGGGAAAAGCAUUCUGCAGUCCACUUUCUCAGAUGGGCACUGCUUUCGACCUGAUUUUGAUAUUUCAGCUAUUAAAGAAAAAACGGUGAUUGAAAACACGGCAGAGCGUGAGAGAAACCCAGAGAAUGAGAAGAGGCUCAUUGAAAUGCAAACAUUUCUGCUGACCUACCUCACAGCUAAGAUGGAGCACAAUACUGCAAAACUCAAGGCUGAGGCCGAGGUGAAGAUCCUGCAGGCAAUGGAGGAAGAAAAGCUGCUGCAUCAUGAGGUCAAGGAGAAGAAGCGCCAAUACCUCCUUGCAGAAAAGAAAAGGAAGAUCAAUGAGGCGCUGGAUUUGCAGAUUGCUACAUUGACUCCUGUAGCCGAGGCUGCCAAGCAGUUCACAAACGACUACAAGUCUUUCGCUACAUCUGUUGACACCACCAGACAUGAGCUGCCUGUCAAGAACUUCUACAUUAACGGGGACAGAAAGGAAUUUCUAGAUAAAGCCGAGUCUUGCCUGAAGGAUUGUGAGAAAUUGCUGAUGGAGUGCACAGAGGGAGAUCAUAAGGACAACAGCACAUCUCUAGAGUGCCUGAAGGAGAUGAAAAUGACAUCAAAGGACAUCAGUCAGCAGCUGUCGGGUUCAUUUUCAGAGCUACUGGAGCUGUCAUCACUGGUGUGCCGUCAUACAAUCCACGUCCAGCAGGCCACAGAGGAAGAGCAGCUCGGCAGUUCAAGAACCAGUGAGCUCUACUGCCCCAAACAGUGAACACCACCACACAGCAUGGGAAUCACAAUACAUGCACUUUGAAUACCCCCCCCCAGUUUGUUUGAUGUGGAUGUUUUUGUAGCUUUUGUGUUUGUUUUUGUGUCUGUGUCUCUGCAUUUUGAGAAAUUGUAAAAUGCUGAAUAAUGACUGAUGCUAUUUUAUAGGUUUAACGUUUUCAAUAAAUAGAAUAAAAUAUA